AGAAGACGAUUUCAGACCGGGGGUCGUGAUUCACGACCACAACACCGACCACGACCACAACACCGACCACGACCGAGGGAUUUACUGAAGUCUCUAUAGCGCGGGAGAACAGAGAGACAGGGGAUGAGUCGUAGCCAUUGCCGAGUUUAGUUUCUGCAAACCCUAGAAUUUCGGGUUCUCUCUUUUGAUAACCCUAUCUCCAUUUCUAUUUAUUCGGUACCUAUUUUUAUUGAUUUCUUCCCCUUUAUUUUUGUUGUUUUAAUUUGUUCAGAAGCAAUCUUGAGAUUCUAGGGGCGAGGGUUCAGGAAAGGGAAAUCUCAAUUCUUAUCUGAUCUCUCUGCUUCUCUCUCUCUCUCUCUCGAUUGUUCUUUAUUGUCUUCGUCUUUGAUCCCGGAGCUAAGAGAAGGCUUUCAAAUCAGGGCGAUUGUUCUUUAACGUCUUUGAUCCCUGAGCUAAAAGAGAAGGGCCUCCUUAUUAGGGAUGGGUAGAGAGAGUGAGAGAGAGAGGUGUUUGGAGUGGUGGGAGGAGGUGAUGUUUCUCCUGCGAAGAGUUUGGAGCCGCACUGCUACACGUCUUGGUAUUCGUAAGAGCGGGCUAUUGAAGCUCCGGCAUGAUGUAAGUGAAUGCGAGUACGAAGAUGUGCAUGUGAUGUGGGAUAUGCUGAAGAAAACAGACACAGAACUUGGUCGAUCUCCAUCCAAGAAACAAAAGAGAGCCCUUUUGAAGUUUCUCAUGUGGGCCAGAAAUUCUACCUGUCUCUGUCGUUCCUCUUGAUCUACCAGUUGAUGAUCAUCCAAUAGUUUCCUGACUCCUGAGUCAUCAUGAAUGUUGAUAGACUUCCCAGUAGAAAGGAUAGAAAGAGACAGAUGGGAUUCACCCUUCUCUUCUGGUUGGCGCUUGUAGAUAUCGCCCCUUCCCACUUCUUAUUGAUCAAUAAAUAUUAAGUUUCUGUGGCUUCUA
Molecule: messenger RNA, 960 nt
Organism: Macadamia integrifolia
Lineage: Eukaryota; Viridiplantae; Streptophyta; Magnoliopsida; Proteales; Proteaceae
Exons: 2
Coding region: 481-774 (97 amino acids)
Source: RefSeq, a predicted model, not a curated record